Messenger RNA from Purpureocillium takamizusanense, 673 nucleotides. RefSeq lists its product as uncharacterized. The transcript has a single exon. Bases 119 to 550 code for a protein of 143 amino acids. NCBI's taxonomy places the organism in Eukaryota, Fungi, Ascomycota, Sordariomycetes, Hypocreales, Ophiocordycipitaceae. The record is from RefSeq and is a predicted model, not a curated record.
GUUCCAUUGCAUUCAAAUCAACAUCUCAGACUCAUCACUUGAUAGUUCCACAACUCAGACUCACAGUCUUCUACAAACUUCAAAACAAUAUUUUUUACAUCACUAUUUACCGAGCAAAAUGAAAGCCUCUUCCACUUGGCUCCUUGUCUCGUGCCUCCUGGGCGCCACCAUAGCUGCGCCAGCUGCCGACACAGCCUUCGAUUCGGACCGAAACGACGUCACAGUAAGAGAAGUUGACGACGUGUCCGAGGCUAAUGUACCUCGCUCCUCGGCCUUGGAAGAAGCCUACUCUGUCACAGCCCGUGAUGAAGAACAAGACGUGUCAGCCGUCACGGCUUUAGAGGAAGCCAACUCUAUUGCUGCUCGCGUUAACGACGAAGGCGAGACGAACAACGGGGAGGUACUUGAGACGAGAGGGCAGGGGAAGAGGAAGUCGCGAAAGAAGUGUGCUAAGAAGGGCAAGGGAAAGCGAGGAAGGAAGGGGAAGAAGGCAAAGAAGGCAAGAAAGGCAAAGAAGGCUAAGGCUGCGCAUGCGCACAGGACUCAGUAGACAGUCACGCCUUGGGAGAAGCAACUUUCCAAUCUAUAGUAUAGUCUCAGCCCGUGGUGUUAGCUGGCCUUCACCAUAUCUAAAGACGAUAUUCAACAUAUCAAUAAAGUCUAUUAAACUCCA